Molecule: messenger RNA, 747 nt
Organism: Tetrahymena thermophila SB210
Lineage: Eukaryota; Ciliophora; Oligohymenophorea; Hymenostomatida; Tetrahymenidae
Exons: 2
Source: RefSeq, a predicted model, not a curated record
AUGGAUUAGAAUUAAUUUAUUAGAUUUAUAGAUAUUGAGACCUAAAAAAAUUUAAUAAAAUUAUUAAAUAUUUAAGAAGAUUCACCCUUAAUAGAUUAAGCUGUUAUUUUUAAUAUAGAAAAGAAAUAUGAAUAUACAUGGGCUUAAAAGCUGUUCUAAUCAACUAUUGAUCCUUCUCAUUUCAUUUUAAACUUUCCUACAACAGGAAAAAAAUACAUAUUCUUAAAUAAAAAUAUGAAAUACACGAAAAAAAUUUAAUAAAAUGAACAAAUAAUAGAAGAUGAUAGGUUAUUCAGUGUCAUAUAUUGUUUUGAUUUUAAAAAAAAAGCAUGGACCGAAAAGGAAUAUUUAAAUGCAUCAAAGCAUUUCAUAAAAGCUUUAAACUUAAAUCAAGAUUUGAAUAACAUAAAAAAUAUGAAAUGGAGAUAAAGCGGAAUUAACUGGGGAAAAGCAACUUUGUAUUCUAGAUGCUAUUAACACUGUGAGGCUAAUUGUAUAGGAAGCUGUAGUAAGUGUGUUUAUUUUUUAUAAGAAGAAGAAUUAAAAAAUUCUUUUAUUCCUUACAAAAUAGAAUAAAACCCUAAAUUCAUCUUUGAAAACGCUUUAUUUGAAAUUGCUAAACGCUUUAAUGAUUAUUUAUAUCCUUUGUUAAUUUUCUAGUAAAACGAAAUACCUAUUAAUUUAAACGAAUUUCUUAUUAAAACGAGCUGUGUUUUGUCAUAAGCUAUAUUUGCUAAGUCGAAAUGA